GCUUCAGUUGAUUUUGAUCGUGCGUGAGGGAUACACGUCGCGCGCUCCUCGAUUACCGGUCUCGGACAUAUGAAUUAAAACUUCGGUAAAAUUUUUGCGAAUAAUAAAGAACUGUGCUAGUGUCGUGUAUGAGAGAAGUAACUGUUAUAUUUCAAGGUGACAUUUGGCCAAAAUCGCUCAUGCGCCCCACACACCCUUUCAAUUCAGUAAAAUCUCUAAACAUGACAAUGAUUAGUGAUAUUCAGUGAUAGUGAUAUUGUGUGUUGUUUUAGUAAAUAUCUCUCGUAAAGUGAAGUGUGCAGAACGUUGAGUUUAUCAAAAAUGGAAGCUCUUGAAAGGCGAGGAUUGUUGAGGGCGAUCGUAGCGUUCUUCUUCAUAUUUUGGCCACAUUGUCCAGUGGAGGGCCGCAACUCGACCAGGAUGUCGUACGUGUGCCCCCCCCACUUCAUCCGGCUCGGGCACAGCUGCUACUACUUCAGCGACACCCCAGCUAAUUGGCAGGAGGCGCUCUUCGCGUGCAAGGACCGUGACAGCAACCUGUCGGUACCGGCGCGAUGGGAGGACAGGAAUCUGCGAGCUUAUCUCAAUCGACCCGACGUAGGAAAUGCCAGCCGAUGGAUCGGCGGCAUCUACGACUACAGCUCGAAGGCGUGGAAAUGGGGGGGCGAGCUGCGGCAGAUGCACUACCAGUCCUUCUCCAAGAUGAAGAAGCUGAGUCCGGAGCAACUCAAGUGGCAUUGCAUUGCGAUGAUGCCGGACCUGCUGUACAGAUGGGCUCCCCACAGCUGCUUCGAACGCCACCGCUACAUCUGCCAGACGAAACUGCGCAAGGUCGCUAAGAAGGAGGUUAAAGAACUGCGCAAACGUUGGCAGAGGAUGGGCAAACUGAACGAGAUCAUAGCUCCGAGCGUCAGUCGGGAGGUCGACAACGACAUUAAUGAUGUAGACUCGUUCAAGAACCCGAAAUCGUACGACCUGCGCCCGAGCCCGCUCAGGCUGCGGCCGAGGGGCAACCGGACGCGGACGAACAGGAUCCACCCGAGGGGGUACCGCCCCAACGAACUGAGGAAGAGGUCCCGGUCCCCCAACAUUCACAGGAGGCUCACCAGACCAUUCCCAGGAUACCAAUGGAAGCGCCGAGACCCGCAAGGCUCGUACGAAUACAACAAGAAACUGCUGCUCUCCGGGCGCACGGGGCUGACGCCGCAGCAGGUCAGGUCCCACCUCACCAGGCUGGCCCAUCUGCGAGACGUGCAGAUCGCUAAGCAACGCCGGAUGAAGGACAAGAACGACUGGCUAGUGAACGAGCCGCAGCAGAAGUUGGCUCAAACCCACGCUCGGACCUACACCAUGGACAACAAUAUCAGCGCUUUACACCCCAAGACCAUUGUGGAGGAGUUCGACAUGUUCCCUGCGCCUGUUGCCGUCAACACGCAGCAGGCUGGCCAUUAGAUGUUAAAGUUCCUUUGUACGCAGAACUAAUGAUAGAAACUUCACUUAUCUCAGAAAAUAUAAUAAAACCUCAAGUAGAUCAAAAUUUGGAAGCUAUGAUGUCACAGACAUACACAAAACUUAGCGGUAUAACAUCUUACUUGGGUUAUUAAAAACUGUGUACUUCGACUGUUUACUGUCGACUUUAUAUUAUUUUAUUUUAUUAUUUAUUAUACUUUAUUGUUCCAAAAAAGCGCCACUUCUAAACAAAUUCACAGUAUUAUUCUCAGUAUAUUAAUUUCUUUUAAACAUUAAUGAAAAUAAGUUGUUUUUACCUCUAUUUUACAUAUUUGUCGAUAAAUUUUAAUAACAAAUACGUACCAACAUAAUAAGAGUAUGGCAGUAAACAACUGAAAAGGGGGUAUCAUUAGUUCUGCGAACAGCUUUACGAUUACGUCUCUACUAGCGCUUCAAAAUUGAAGGUAGUAAUAUAGAGGUUUCCCACCUUACCGAAAAUUUUUAUCUUUUUCCUUUAAGAGUAAUAGAAACUAAGGAGAUAACGCCAUAUUGAUCACUUUCAUGACAUUCGUUCAAAAACGCGAAAUAAAACUUUUAUCAAUCUAGAAGAAAACUAUUAACUUCAUUGUUCAAUGAUGAAGUUGCGAUAAUUUUUAUAUUUUUAUUAUAUUUAAUUUCGGAAAUACAUCCCCAGUGUUUAAAAGUUACCAAAAUCUUUUUGUAGUUCACCAAGUUUCUGAAUUUUCUACUUAUAAAGAUUGUAGACAAAAGAUCUUGCUCACAUGCACAAAACAUACAUUUAAGUUUCUGUCACACGUAACUAAACAUAUUUUCGUGCAACUUAGCGUGAACCAGUUUAAUAUAUUACUUUGAUAGAUCCACAGAUAUUUUAAUUACAAUUAAAAAUAUUACUCUUCAUUUGAUGUAUGUUACAUCACAUGAAAAUAUUGUAUUUAUAAAACUAGUCAGUAAGGUUACAGACGGGAUUCAGAGAGUGCACGUAAUCGAUGAUGCAGUUGCAGUAUUCUAACAUAUUUUUGUAGACUGUAACGCGGGCGAUUUGCAUAUUGUUGUUUUUUUUAUAGUUUAAAUAAUAUAACACAGCGGGUAAUUUAGUUUUGCGCUUUUUAAAAUAUUAUAAUGUUUUAAACCGUAUUUUCUUGUUAAUAGGCUCACAAGAUAGUACAUACAACGCUUGAAGAGCAUACAUACGUACAACAUAUAGCUGUAACAUAGUCUUAUAACUGAUGUUUGAGUUACUAUGAUAUAAAAACAUAAUAGCGUUAUAAAUGCGCAGAACUAAGUUACCUACCAAACUCUCUUUAAAUAAAAUUAAUAAUAUUAUUUAACAAUUUAUCGGUCAUCUGGUAAAAUUAUAAAAGUUUUAAUGUCGUACUCAACUAUUGGCAUUUGUUAAAAAAAAAACAAUUUUAGUUUAUUUUUAAUUUUAAAUUAGUGGUUUUAAAAGACCGUUUUUAACUGCCAAUACAUAGUCCUCGCAUUUAACGACAAAUUUAUGUAAUUAAUAGGUCGUAUAAAAUAAAUUCUCUAGGUAUGUCUAUGGCUGUUGAACAAUUAAUUUAAUUAUAUAUUUUUUACAUUAUAAUCUCUCAUCCUAUAAUAUUACAUAUAUUGUAACGUGUAGUUGGUAAUUUAAUUGGCUAUUUCUUGAUCGAUCUGACGUUUACGAUUAAAAUUUUUUGUCACAUUUGAAGACAAAGCUAACUUCAGAUUAAUCAAAAAUAUGCGAUAUCUUAGUACCUAAGCGAUAUUUCAAUAAUGAAAUGAUUUUGAAAAUUGUGUCAUAUGUUGUUGUUGAUACGUACGAUGCCCGCUGUAUAGUUAUGUGAAUAUUUUAUACAAUUUUAACACUCUAAUUUUGUAUGAAUGCCAAGCUCCUAGGUUUUCUAGAUAUCUUGACUGAUAAAUAAAAUUCUUCGAUAUGAGGACUAUUAUAUAUAUUCAUGGAAAUAAAAAGAAAUAACACCGUCGAUGCCUGCGAUCGAUCCCGAGAUGUACAGAGAAGGUAUCUAGAAAACCUAGGAGCUUGUCAUGCAAACAGCGGUCCUUGGAGGACCACUGUUGGAAUGCUAAGCUCCUAGGUUUCUGAAUGAUUGGCAACUAAAUAAAAAGUGAUUUUGUGAGGACAAUAACAAUGAUAAUUAAAAAACACCAUCAUGCCCAUUGUGCUCACAAAAUCACUUUUUAGUACCAAUUCGUUAAAUUAGUUACCAAUCAUUCAGAAACCUAGGAGCUUGGCAUUCAAACAAAUUUUGAUUAAGUACAUUUGUAUUGUUUUUAACUUAUUAUUAUAUAUCAUAACCAUUGGAAUCCCUCGACCAUUUAGUAAUGCUAGGAAAAGCACAUAUGAAAACCAGUUGUAUAGCAGAUGUUCUAACUUAAAAUCUGAUAUAGGUUUCAUCGCGAUACGAUCCUUAGAAUCCGAGAUUAGAAUUUCACCGGGCCAAAUCUAGUAGUAACUAAAAACAGAUAAUUAUGACGGAUCAAGAGUUGUAACCGUAUGCAUAAGCGCCUACCAGUUGUUAUUCAUCCACUAUUUUCAUAUACUCGUAAGAAAUAUGGCUUAAAAUUUUAACUAUAGAGAAGGCAAAAUGUAAUAAUCUGCUAAUUUGUGUGUAUUAAAUGCCACUACAUACAUAUAUAAGACUUUAAUUGUUAUUUGGUCGAGUGAUCAAAAUAUAUCAACAAUUCCAUUAAUUAAUCGGUAGAUAUUCGCGUUAGGUAUAUGGAAAAUCGGAAAAUACAAUUAUAUUGGGAUUUAAUUACAUAUAUGUUUAAAUAAGACGUAAAACUAGUCUUCUCUUAGUAACCUUUUUGAUUUUACCUCAAAUAUAACUUUGUAACUACACAACUUAAAGCGUGUAUGAUUUUUUUAGGUUGGAAACAAUGUUACUAUGAAUUGUAAAUUUAAAAAAAUUAAGCUCUGUAGUAAGCAAGCUUCUACUAUAUUUCUAUUUGAUUUUUCUCUGUCUGGCUGAAUUUCACGGUUCAUAAAAUUUUCAUUGGUUUAUAAAAUUUUACCAUAGACAGUAAUCAAUUUAAUUGCCCUAUUUUAUAUAUAUUAUAAAUGUUUAAUUUUUAAGAAAAUCUUGAUUCAAAAAUGUUGUCGAACACAAAUGAAACGCUAGACGCCGCGUUCAAACGCUUAAAAUUCACCCAUCUCUUGUUCUCUACGAAAUCAAAAUGUUGAUUGCCACAACUCAAAUCUGAAUAAUGUUAAAUUUUUUGAUCAUCACAUAAUAUCACCAAAAUAUGUUUUCGUGUUAUAUAAUAAAAACAAAUAACUUCGAAGUUAUGUAGUUACUGUGUUAUUUCUUCAUCAAUUUUAAUAAUAUUCAUUAUAUCUUAGCUUUGUAUCAUAAUUCGAAACGCACCUACUUUUACACAUAAGUAUGUUUAGUAUUUAAAGGAGCAUGAUCGUUUCUUUCAUAGUAAGUAUUAAUACUUAAUAAAUUAAGCGAAUAAAGAAAACUCUAAGCAUAAAUCAA
Plodia interpunctella (Indianmeal moth) is the source of this 4958-nucleotide messenger RNA. RefSeq lists its product as uncharacterized. Bases 322 to 1452 code for a protein of 376 amino acids. The record is from RefSeq and is a predicted model, not a curated record. Lineage: Eukaryota; Metazoa; Arthropoda; Insecta; Lepidoptera; Pyralidae. The transcript is spliced from 9 exons.